Messenger RNA from Exserohilum turcica Et28A, 1197 nucleotides. RefSeq lists its product as uncharacterized. Lineage: Eukaryota; Fungi; Ascomycota; Dothideomycetes; Pleosporales; Pleosporaceae. Bases 1 to 1122 code for a protein of 373 amino acids. The record is from RefSeq and is a predicted model, not a curated record. The transcript has 2 exons. Gene Ontology annotation, cellular component: membrane.
AUGGCGUCCGGCUGGUUCACCAAGGCGUCGAGCGACCCGAGCCGCCCUCCCGACGUGCGCGUGCAAGUCGGCGAACAACGACCACAUGAUUUCUAUCUGCAGCCCAGCUCGGCCCAGACAAACACUUCGAUAGUGUCACGUGGCGUGGAUACAACACACUCGCAGGUCCACGUGCAUAAUCCCUCGCUGUUCGAUGUCGGCAUCCUCAAAGAUACGCUGGUGCCGUCGUUUUCACUCCAUGCCAGCUUGGCCGUCGUGGCGUAUAGCGCUGCGCGGUACACGAACCGUGUUGAAGCAAAGGACUGGCUGUGGCCGAGCGGCCAGGUAGUAAAUGCGUGGUGGUCUGCUGUCGGCCGGCGCAUCGCUGCUGGCUACACUGUGUCACAAGCUUUCCGCCGCCUCUCGUGGCAUGAACGCGUCGUGCUGAGCGGCGUUACGCUAUGGGGCGGUCGCCUCUUCUACCGCAUUGCUCGACGGUCUCUGCAGCGAGGCGAAGACGAUCCGCGGUAUGUCGAGGUCAAGGAGGAAGAGGGCUUCUGGAACAGCGCACUGUUCAAGGUGUUUAUCCCCGAGGCCUUCUUCCAGAUGCUCAUUAGUCUCCCCUUCACUGCGCCUUUCCGCCACGAAGGCGCCGUCAUGACGGGCUACCAUCCGUUUAUCCAGAUGCUGGCCGUCGGCCUGUUUUCGUCGGGCCUAGCACUCGAGAGUCUUGCAGACUACCAGCUCGACAAGUUCAAGGCCGAAGGAAAUAAAGGAAUCCUGCGUGAGGGCGUCUGGAGCAUCGUUCGCAACCCCAACUACCUUGGCGAUGCCCUCGUCCACAUGUCCUUCAUCGUCAUGCUAUACGGCUCCGACAUGCUCGCCCCCAUUGAGCUCCUCGGGCCCGCCGCAAACUACGCCUUCCUCCGCUUCUUCGGCGGCGACGCCCAAAAGGAGAAGCACCAACACCGCCGCUACUCUGCGUCGUCGCCCGACAAGCUCCGCGAACUGGAAAAGUUCCGCGCUGACAAAAACGCCUUUUGGCCCAGUGUCGACGAGCUCAGCAACAAGUGGCUAUGGACUGUGCUCGGGUUCGGGGGCCUUGGAAUCGCUGUUGAGCAGACGUUGAGGGCGUUCCAUUGAGGUAUGUAAUAAUCUGUUCUGAGAUGAAAAAGGACGAAAAUCAAAAUACUUCAUGUUUAUGGAGCUGGACACCAU